Molecule: messenger RNA, 1289 nt
Organism: Pundamilia nyererei
Lineage: Eukaryota; Metazoa; Chordata; Actinopteri; Cichliformes; Cichlidae
Gene: mis18a
Product: MIS18 kinetochore protein A
Exons: 5
Coding region: 67-681 (204 amino acids)
Biological process (GO): CENP-A containing chromatin assembly; chromosome segregation
Cellular component (GO): chromatin; chromosome, centromeric region; nucleus
Source: RefSeq, a predicted model, not a curated record
GAUGGUUACUUCACCGUCAACAACCCGCCGAAGUUCAAAAUAGCUUGUUUGAAAAAGCGAGUAGAAAUGGCGACGAGGAAACAGUUGGAAAAAUCUUAUAGUAAAAGUGUAAAUAACUCCACGUUUGACGCGUCCAGCAUAGACUCCACCACGGUCGGGGAAAAGCUUUCCCGCCCCACCGAGAACGAGGAGGAGAACGGCGAUGACGGACCUGUGGUCUUCAUCUGCGCGAAAUGCAAGCUGCCUGUCGGCGAUUCAUUGUCCUGGGAUGGAAGUGAAGAUGAUCUAAACCAAAUCAGACUGAAGCGGGUCACUGACAAUGUCAUGAUUGGAAAGGAGAACCGACUGUACGAAGCAAGUAAAAAGUCUCUCUGUUUGGUUGUGGAUCUCAUCUGUCGAGGCUGCCAUUCUGUGCUUGGCAUGGUGUACACAUCCACCCCUAAGAACCUGGACCACAAGAGGUUUACCUUCUGUUUCAGUGUCGCUGACAUCGACAGCUACGUGCUCGGCUCUGGAGGCCAGAUGUUGGCAGCAGAGGGCCCCAAAGAGCAGCCAGUAACACUGGAGUACAGAGGCAUUGUUGAACAACAGCUGACAGAGAUGAAAAUGCUGGUCAUGUCCAUGGCACACAGGCUAGAGGAGAUCGAGAUUGGCCUUCAGGAGGGAUGCGAUGACGCCUGACAGCGAUGUUUAAUAUCCACACCCCUCAGCUGUACCUUUACAUUAACGCUUUUAUCUGUGACAUAUUCCUCGAGUUAUAUGAGUCGUCCUGACCGCAACACCUAAAAACACACACACACACACACAAAGCUUCCACUCUGCUUUGUCCUGAUUACCAGUGGUGAAACAAAGCCUCCCUGCACUUGUAAUCAAUCACGUUGCCAGCUCUCGCGGCUCAUGGCACAGUCUUCCCUGUAGGUCGUAGUGCAGAAUGAAUGCGCGCUACGAGCAGAAUGUUUAUUUGUUCGGGAUCUCAUCAAACAGGCUGCUCACUCAGCACAAUGCUGUAUUGAUCUGGCCACUCGACUCAAGGCCACACACACUUUUUCUUUGUUCUCUCCCUCAAGUGUGGAGCCUUGAAAUCAGGCUCGGAUACAUGCUUUUAAACGUCCAGUCGUCGCAGGAACUGAAGAGUAUUUGCAUUAUUCUGUUCCAAUGAUGACUGAAUUUUCCAGAAUGGGUGGAAAUUACCAUCUGUUUCUCUGUGCGUUUACUCAUUGUUGGAUUGUUCGUUUUGUUCUCAAAGUUACAUGUUUUUCUCAUCUGCGUAAUAAAGCAUUGAAGUUUCA